Messenger RNA from Geodia barretti, 1392 nucleotides. Lineage: Eukaryota; Metazoa; Porifera; Demospongiae; Tetractinellida; Geodiidae. The record is from the annotation of a GenBank genome assembly.
AUGCUCUCCCCCAACAUCAGCAAGAGAUUCCCGAAGACGAAGAUUGUCUGCACUCUCGGACCGGCGACUGAGUCCGAGGCGAUGAUCGAGUCGCUGGUCAGGGAAGGAAUGAGCAUCGCUCGCCUAAACAUGUCACAUAGCGACCUGGAGACGCACAAAAGGACGUUUGAUUUGGUGAGGCGAGUAUCCAGGCGCUUCGGAAUGCCGGUCGGCAUAAUGGUCGAUGUGCCCGGUCCCAAGUACCGUACCGGGCCCGACCGUGCCGGCGUGCUUGAAAUCAAGGAAGGCGACUCUCUCACGCUCACAAGUCGCGACAUCAUCGGGGAUGAUACGAUCAUAUCUGUAAGGCCGCCCGGCAUUCAUCGCGACGCGAUCGCAGGUGGCAGUAUUCUACUUGACGACGGUUUGCUUAAACUAACUGUUGAGAAGAUUGAGGGCGAGGAUGUGCGCUGCAAGAUAGUGGCAGGCGGUCGAGUAACCGAGCGCCGGGGCGUGGUCACUCCCGGUAGGUCGCCUUCACAACCUUCCCUGGAUGAGAAUGCCAAGGGAUGUCUGGCAUUUGCCGCGGAACAGGGUGCGGACUUUGUGGCCCUAUCCAUGGUGAACACCGCCAAAGACGUGCAAAAUGCGCGUGGAAUUCUGCAACGUCUUAAUUCUGAUCCCCUGAUAAUCUCCAAGAUCGAAUCUGUUGAGGCUUUGAACAACAUCGAUAAAAUUAUUGAUGCAAGCGACAGCAUAAUGAAGAGCCUUAUUGCCAAGUGCAAUGCGGCCGGCAAGCCGGUAAUCACCGCGACUCAGAUGCUCGAAUCGAUGGUGCGCUCCCAGAUGCCCACGCGGGCGGAAGUCACGGAUGUCGCCAACGCCAUAUACGACGGCACAGAUGCAAUAAUGCUCUCUGGAGAGACCUCAGUAGGAGCACAUCCUAUUGACGCAGUUCAUGCCAUGGUGCAGACGGCGGCAGAAACCGAGCACGUACUACCCUACGAGGAUAUCCUGCUGGCAAAGUCGCAGCAGACCGAGGACCAGCGUACUGACGACGCCAUCAGUUUUGCUGCAGCGCGAACAGCCCACCAAUUGGACGCGGCACUCAUCGUUGCGUUUACCGAGAGCGGGAGCACCGCAGGCCGAGUGUCAAAAUAUCGUCCGAAGUCUUCAAUACUCGCCCUUACUCCCUACGAGCGCAUACGCAACCGCCUCACGCUUAACUGGGGCACGAUACCUGUCAUGGUACCGCAGUUGACCUCGGGCGAGGACUUUUUUGAGAUCGGCGAGGAGCAGGCGCGAAAGAUUCCCGGAGUGCGGUCGGGGGACUGCAUAGUGCUCGUCGCGGGUCUGCCUAUGGGAGUGCAAGGCAGCACGAAUCUGCUGCGCGCUAUGAACAUCGACUCGUAG